ACGAGGACAAACCCGGGGCCCGGGAUCUGCCCGGCCGGAGUCAUCCCGCGGGCUGGCCAUGGCCAACGUCUCCAAGAAGGUGUCGUGGUCCGGCCGCGACCGGGACGACGAGGAGGCGGCGCCGCUGCUGCGGAGGACGGCGCGGGCCGGCGAGGGGACGCCGCUGCUGAACGGGGCCGGGCCGGCUGCCGCGCGCCAGCCGCCUCGCUCUGCCGUGUUCCGGGUCGGACAGAUGAGCAGCGUGGAGCUGGACGAAGAGCUGCUGGACCCGGAAAUGGACCCUCCCCACCCCUUCCCCAAGGAGAUCCCACACAACGAGAAGCUGCUGUCCCUCAAGUAUGAGAGCCUGGACUACGACAACAGUGAGAACCAGCUGUUCCUGGAGGAGGAGCGGCGGAUCAACCACACGGCCUUCCGGACGGUGGAGAUCAAGCGCUGGGUCAUCUGUGCCCUCAUUGGCAUCCUCACUGGCCUGGUGGCCUGCUUCAUCGACAUCGUGGUGGAGAACUUGGCUGGCCUCAAGUACAGGGUCAUCAAGGACAAUAUCGACAGGUUCACGGAGAAGGGCGGGCUGUCCUUCUCCCUCCUGCUGUGGGCCACACUCAACGCCGCCUUCGUGCUCGUGGGCUCCGUGAUCGUGGCCUUCAUAGAGCCCGUGGCUGCUGGCAGCGGGAUCCCCCAGAUCAAGUGUUUCCUCAACGGGGUGAAGAUCCCACACGUGGUGCGGCUCAAGACUCUGGUCAUCAAGGUGUCCGGGGUCAUCCUGUCCGUGGUUGGUGGACUGGCCGUGGGGAAGGAAGGGCCGAUGAUCCACUCGGGGUCUGUGAUCGCCGCCGGCAUCUCCCAGGGGAGGUCGACCUCGCUGAAGCGAGAUUUCAAGAUCUUUGAGUACUUCCGCAGAGACACUGAGAAGAGAGACUUUGUCUCCGCUGGCGCCGCGGCCGGGGUGUCUGCCGCCUUUGGAGCCCCCGUGGGUGGGGUCCUGUUCAGCCUGGAGGAGGGCGCCUCCUUCUGGAACCAGUUCCUGACCUGGAGGAUCUUCUUUGCGUCCAUGAUCUCCACGUUCACCCUGAACUUCGUGCUGAGCAUCUACCACGGGAACAUGUGGGACCUGUCCAGCCCCGGCCUCAUCACUUCGGGGAGAUUUGACUCGGAGAAAAUGGCCUACACCAUCCAUGAGAUCCCCGUCUUCAUCGCCAUGGGCGUUGUGGGUGGCAUUCUGGGAGCUGUGUUCAACGCCUUGAAUUACUGGCUGACGAUGUUUCGGAUCAGGUACAUCCACCGGCCCUGCCUGCAGGUGCUCGAGGCCAUGCUGGUGGCCGCCGUCACCGCCACGGUGGCCUUCGUGCUCAUCUACUCGUCCCGGGAUUGCCAGCCCCUGCGGGGCAGCUCCAUGUCCUACCCCCUCCAGCUCUUCUGUGCAGAUGGCGAGUACAACUCCAUGGCCGCGGCCUUCUUCAACACCCCGGAGAAGAGCGUGGUCAGCCUCUUCCACGACCCGCCAGGCUCCUACAACCCCCUGACCCUCGGCCUCUUCACGCUGGUCUACUUCUUCCUGGCCUGCUGGACCUACGGGCUCACUGUCUCCGCCGGCGUCUUCAUCCCGUCCCUGCUCAUCGGGGCCGCCUGGGGCCGGCUCUUCGGCAUCUCCCUGUCCUACCUCACCGGGGCCGCGAUCUGGGCCGACCCUGGCAAGUACGCACUGAUGGGCGCCGCUGCCCAGCUUGGUGGCAUCGUGAGGAUGACGUUGAGCCUGACGGUGAUCAUGAUGGAGGCCACCAGCAACGUGACCUACGGCUUCCCCAUCAUGCUGGUGCUCAUGACCGCCAAGAUCGUGGGCGACGUCUUCAUCGAGGGCCUGUACGACAUGCACAUCCAGCUGCAGAGUGUACCCUUCCUGCACUGGGAGGCCCCCGUCACCUCGCACUCGCUCACCGCCAGGGAGGUGAUGAGCACCCCGGUGACCUGUCUGAGGCGGAGGGAGAAGGUGGGCGUCAUCGUGGACGUGCUCAGUGACACGGCGUCCAAUCACAACGGCUUCCCCGUGGUGGAGGACACCGAGGACUCCCAGCCGGCGCGGCUCCAGGGCCUGGUCCUGCGCUCACAGCUCAUCGUCCUCCUGAAGCACAAGGUGUUCGUGGAGCGCUGCGGCGUGGGCCUGGCACCGCGGCGGCUGCGGCUCAAGGACUUCCGGGACGCCUACCCGCGCUUCCCGCCCAUCCAGUCCAUCCACGUGUCGCAGGACGAGCGCGAGUGCACCAUGGACCUGUCCGAGUUCAUGAACCCCUCGCCCUACACCGUGCCGCAGGAGGCGUCGCUGCCCCGGGUGUUCAAGCUGUUCCGGGCGCUGGGCCUGCGGCACUUGGUGGUGGUGGACAACCGCAACCAGGUGGUCGGGCUGGUGACCCGGAAGGACCUGGCCAGGUACCGCCUGGGCAAGGGGGGCCUGGAAGAGCUCUCGCUGGCCCAGACGUGAGGCUCUGGCCCUGCCCUCGGCACCGGCUCCCCCAGCCCCUUUGUGCCUCCUCCCGGGGUCCCUGGUCUCUGGGCCAAAGCCUCCUUGCUCCUGGGUGUGGUGGACGCGAGCGUCGGACAGAGCUGUGAGCGCGGCUGUGCCCCGGCUCGUGCACCUGCCUGUGCCUCCACCCUGCUCCUCUGGGUCGGGGCCCUCGGCGCCUCCUGGAGCCAGCGGGAGGGGCCGUUGUAGGACGGACAGGCUGCACCUGUCACCUCCGUGCCUCGCCCCACCUGGGGCGCGAGCCCCCCAGGGAGCCCUGCCUGCACCCCGGGCCGGGGUCUCGGGUCCAGCUCACCACUGUCACUUGAGCCUCAGGACCUGGGCGUUGUGCGCAGGGGGCGGCUUCCUGCUGGGCCGAGGAGCCCGGGUCCCUCUGGGACGCUGGAAGCCACCUCCGUGUCCUGCCCAUUUCUGCCACAAGGUGGCGCAGGCCCCCUGGAGGCUCAGUGUCCUCCCCAGGGAGAAGUAGAGGAGCCGCCUGACAAGCAGCAUGGCCUCCCUCCCCCACCCGGACCCUGCUCCUGCACCCAGGCCGGGAGAGGGGGCUGCCCUCACUGGGGCCCUGGCCACUCGCCGGGCGGGGUCCAGCCUAGACAGAGCCGGGUGCAAGACACAGCCCGCAGGACCUCGCAGACGGAACCAAAAACGCAUGUGCAAUCCCCCUCCUCGGUCGUUUUGUAUGGUUGUGUGUUGCAGUGGUGAUGUUUUGGAUUUAUCAGGUCAAAUAAAACGGACUUGACAUUCACGGGCGUCAUUGGCUUUCUC
Lepus europaeus (European hare) is the source of this 3283-nucleotide messenger RNA. RefSeq names its product chloride voltage-gated channel 7 (gene CLCN7). Gene Ontology annotation, molecular function: voltage-gated chloride channel activity. NCBI's taxonomy places the organism in Eukaryota, Metazoa, Chordata, Mammalia, Lagomorpha, Leporidae. Gene Ontology annotation, cellular component: lysosomal membrane; intracellular membrane-bounded organelle. The transcript is spliced from 25 exons. Bases 59 to 2476 code for a protein of 805 amino acids. Gene Ontology annotation, biological process: chloride transport; transmembrane transport. The record is from RefSeq and is a predicted model, not a curated record.